UGGAAGGGAGGGAUGCAUUAUUUUGUGUCUGUCUGAACAUGAAAAGAGUGAAGGGUUGCAUUAAAAAUGGAAGAACUACCUGACAAUCUAUGAUGCUAAUUCCACCCAUUUUCGUUAAGGACGGAAUUGUGGGUCAAAGUUAUCAAGGAAUGGGAAUUAAAUACAAAUUCUGUCUGGGUGAUUAUUUCGGUGAAAAGGACAUUAAUUCACCUUGAGAGUGAGAGAGAGAAACAAAGAGAUUCCAUUUUAAUCUGAGGCUAUACCUCUAGGUGCUAUUUCACUAGACUUUUCACUGUAAUACAUUCUGUAAUCAUGUGUUUGAUCAAGAAAGAAUGGACAUCUUCCAGCUUCUAAGCCAAAUGAUUCAAUAUCGGCUGGCCCAAAAGGCUAGUUGUUAAGCCAAUGCCAUAAGUGCGGACCGGAUGAUUUAGUAAAGGAACAUCCGUCUCACUCGGUCACAUGAAGAUCGAUAUACGACAAGUAAAGUAAGGCAGUCUAGAGUUGAUCAUGAGCUCGAAAACCCCUGCAAUAGGACUUUCCUCAUACCUCCAGAGACAAGAAGAGCAGAGAGAAAAAAACAGAACAGGGAUGGAGCUUUCUCAUCUUAGUUUUCUGGAGGAACUACUAGCUCCAAGAAAAGACACUUCUUGUUGGAAUGCUUUGUCCACUGAGUUGAACGAGCCACUCCCUAGUGCUUGGAGCUUUGACUCAUUUGAUGAGAAUCAAGCUUUAGCUUCUCUAUAUCCUCCAUUUGCUGCAUUUUCAACACCAUUAGACCAGAGAUUUGAAUGUCCUUAUGGCAGUGAUGCAGCUGCAGCAUACCCAUUUGUUGAUGGUUUCACAAUGCCAGAGCUUGAUUCAUCAUACACCAGGAAAGAGGAGUCAUCAGCACCACCUCCACUUUUGCCUCAAGAAGAUAACCAGAGUUUGGAUGAAGAGUUUGGGUUUCUGGGCAGUGAUAAUAACCAGGGUUUGGAGCAGAUAAAAGAUAGCUGCAAAAUCGAGGAACAGGUUUCAGAGGUUCCAAUGGUGUUCAACAUGGGUAUGUGUGGAGAGAAAAAGGCUAAAUCCAAAAAGCUAGAAGGACAGCCUUCUAAGAAUCUCAUGGCAGAGAGGAGGAGGAGAAAGCGUCUCAAUGACCGGCUUUCCAUGCUAAGGUCAAUAGUUCCUAAGAUCAGCAAGAUGGACAGGACCUCCAUUCUUGGAGACACCAUUGAUUACAUGAAAGAGCUUCUUGAAAGGAUUGGUAACCUGCAAGAAGAAGAAACGGAGGAGGGAAAGAAUCAGAUAGACCUCUUGGGAAUUUCUAAGGAGCAAAAGCCAAAUGAAGCAAUGGUAAGAAAUUCUCCCAAGUUUGAUGUUGAAAGAAAAGACCAAGACACGAGGAUCAGCAUCUGCUGUGCCACAAAGCCAGGGUUAUUACUGUCAACAGUGAACACUUUAGAAGCAUUAGGCCUUGAGAUUCACCAAUGUGUGAUAAGCAGCUUCAGUGAUUUUUCAUUGCAAGCAUCUUGCUCAGAGGCUGCUGGGCAGAGGAAUUGUAUGAGCCCUGAAGAGAUAAAGCAAGCACUGUUCAGAAAUGCAGGCUAUGGUGGGAGAUGUGUCUAGGAGGAAGAUGGAAAAGAGGGUGUAACAAUUUGCAUAUGUUGAAAAAGAAGCAAGUUUUCCCCUCUUGUGUAAUUCAAGGAAUUAGGAUGUUAAAGAUCUUAUGAUGUUCCAAAUAAGAUGGCUUUUAUUGAUGCUUUCA
Messenger RNA from Lotus japonicus, 1747 nucleotides. Its product is annotated as transcription factor bHLH93-like. Gene Ontology annotation, molecular function: DNA-binding transcription factor activity; sequence-specific DNA binding; protein dimerization activity. The coding region runs from base 508 to 1608 and encodes 366 amino acids. Gene Ontology annotation, biological process: regulation of DNA-templated transcription. Gene Ontology annotation, cellular component: nucleus. The record is from RefSeq and is a predicted model, not a curated record. The transcript has 5 exons. Lineage: Eukaryota; Viridiplantae; Streptophyta; Magnoliopsida; Fabales; Fabaceae.